Molecule: messenger RNA, 1458 nt
Organism: Pseudozyma hubeiensis SY62
Lineage: Eukaryota; Fungi; Basidiomycota; Ustilaginomycetes; Ustilaginales; Ustilaginaceae
Exons: 1
Coding region: 1-1458 (485 amino acids)
Molecular function (GO): protein binding
Source: RefSeq, a predicted model, not a curated record
AUGGAUCAGGACACGGACCUUACGCUCUCAGGAGCGGCACGAGCACCAGCGCUCGCCUCCUCAUCCAACGUCCACCGAGCCAAGGAGCCUUUCCACGUCCAGGUCAUUCCACCGAAUGCCUACGCCAACGCUUCGCCUGCCUACGUCACACAUUUGCUCUCGCUUUCAACAUCCUAUGGUACACCAACGCUGCUCGCAGUAGCGGACGACAGCACUCUUACGCUCAUCGACAAGUCAUCCGGUGUCGUGGCCGAAUCCCACCGUGCGUUCAAAGAUGCCAGGAUCACACAGGCCAAGCCGCUCUACCGUGAGACAGGGGCUUCCGGAAGUUUCGUAGCCAGUGUAUCGAAUGGCACGGUCGCAUGUUGGGAUACGAGAUCCGGUCUGGCAAAGCCGGUGUGGACGCUGCAAGGGGCGUCGAAAGCUCCAUAUCUGUGCGUCGAGCCUUCACCCACUGACGCCAAUGUCGUGGUAGCUGGUACCGAACAGUACGGUCAUGGAGACAGCGAUAUCGAUAUUUGGGAUAUCCGUUCGGCAGCAGCUCCGAAGAGCAAGUACAACGAGGUUCACAGCGACGAUGUCACUGUCCUGCAGUAUCAUCCGGAUGCAGCUGCUCAUGCUGGCAUCUUGCUCAGCGGGUCAACAGACGGUCUGGUUUCAGCUAUCGACACCACCAUUGCGGAAGAGGACGACGCCGUGAUCUCGGUCGGUAACACAGGCAACUCUGUAGCGAGAGCAGGGUGGAUCUAUCCCGCAGACACAUCAUCUGCAACAAUGACGUCCUCAACGAGCUCGUCAGCAGGCGCAAUGGAUACCAGCACGGAUGGUGCUGAUGAAGAUGCCGACCUGAGCCAAGUGGAAACGGAAGCGCGUCGUCGUGCUCUCGGCAAGGUGUGGGCCGUCGGCGACAUGCAAACCCUCUCCAUCUUCGACGCGGACAAGUUCGACCCCAUUCUCUCCACCACCGACGUCCGUUCCUCCGCCUCCCUUCGUCCACCCUGGUCGACGGACUAUGUCAUCGAUGCCUUCCCCAUCCUUCCCUCCUUCCCCUCCCCACCCUCCUCCGAUACCCUCACGCUCUUUGUCGGCAGAUCCGAAGGAGCCUUCGCCACGAUCUGCAUCCCCACAUCCGCCACAUCCACCACCGCACCUCCAUCCUGGGGUCUCAGAGCAGUCUUCCCCGAACAAGGUGACGGCACGUUCUACGGUCAUUCCGAUAUCAUUCGAAGCGUCGAAUGGGACCCAGCCACCAAUACGCUCUAUACGGGAGGUGAAGACGGAAAUCUUUGCUUUUGGAAUUUUGAUGAGUCGAAUCAGGUGGCUUCGACAGGCGCGAUUGCUUUGAACACAGCAGCGGUAACGGCGGGAGCGGCGGUCGAUAGUCCUGGUUCGGGUAGAUCGGGUGGCUCGCGAAAUGCUACUCCGGCGAGAUCUCAGCGAUACACCCCGUACAAAUAA